AAAACUUCUUCCUUCAAUAAACACGUUUAAACACGUUCUUGUGUGUUUGAUUUGUGGAAAAAAAAGUGGGUCGUCACAGAUUUUCCAUUUCACGCGGAUUAAUCUUAAUACUGCUGUGCAGUCAGAAGUAGAUGUCUAAGUCUAUUCGAACUUGAGCGCUGACAAAAAAAAAAAAAAAAAAAAAAAAAAAAAAGCGAUCAUGCCAAGUCUCCAUCAAACUGGAGAGAGAGCGUUCAAUUAUAAAAUAUCACGUGGAAGAGAGAGAGGAAACCGACUUAAAAGCUCGCAUUUUAUAUCGUCUCUGCUGGAGAAGGCGAGUCUUAAAGUUCCUUCAGAAUGGGCAGUCUCCCCUCAGAUGCAUCUGGACGACAGCAGCAUCGGGUCAUGGAGAGGUGCCCCUAGCUUUACCAACCCAUGCACGCGGAGGUGUCACCUGCAGUUUCGGCGGAGAAUACCAGCUUAUCCGGUUUUUGUCAGCGGAAUAGCGGUCCUUCUCCAGGCACACCGACUCAGACCAUCAGCUCCGCCAGAAACCGCAGGGGGCCGUGAGUGCGCCGCGCCGGUGUGGGCUUCGUACGCACCGCAGAGAAGAUGAACAUCCAGGUUCUGCCAGAACACAAGCUCUCGUCGGUGGCCCCGUUGAAACAGUGCAAUGUGGAGAAAAAGGAGGUAGAACUGAUACUGGUGAAGGACCAGAAUGGCGUCCAGUACACCAGUUCCUCCAUCAUUCCCAGCCCCGGUCACCGCACAGGUCCGCCCGGAUCCAUCUCCGAGGACGACCGAGAAACUUGGGGCAAGAAAAUAGACUUUCUCCUGUCGGUGAUUGGUUUCGCGGUGGAUCUGGCCAAUGUUUGGAGAUUUCCUUACUUGUGCUACAAAAAUGGAGGAGGGGCCUUUUUGAUUCCCUACAUUCUCUUCUUGGUCAUUGCGGGGAUGCCAUUGUUCUACAUGGAACUCGCAUUGGGCCAGUACAACAGGGAAGGGGCAGCUACGGUUUGGAAAAUAUGCCCCGUCUUUAAAGGUGUGGGCUACACUGUGAUUCUCAUAGCCCUCUAUGUGGGCUUCUACUACAACGUCAUCAUCGCCUGGUCCCUCUACUACCUGUUCUCUUCGAUGACAACCGAGCUGCCGUGGCUCGAGUGCGGCAACAGCUGGAAUAGCCCCAACUGCACGGAUCCCCAAAGCAUCAACGGAUCCGUCCUCGGCAACGGCACGUCCUACGCCAAGUACAAGAUCACCCCGGCAGCAGAGUUCUAUGAACGAGGCGUGCUGCAUCUCCAUGAAAGUAAGGGGAUCCAGGACCUGGGCUUGCCCCGCUGGCAGUUGACCCUGUGCCUGGUUGUGGUGGUCUUCAUCCUCUACUUCAGCCUGUGGAAAGGUGUCAAGUCUUCAGGGAAGGUGGUGUACAUUACAGCUACCAUGCCCUACGUGGUCCUUUUUGUGUUGCUGAUCCGAGGCAUAACUCUGCCAGGGGCCAUGAAAGGCAUCAAAGCCUACCUCCACAUUGACUUCAAGCGACUCAACAAUCUAGAGGUGUGGAUUGAUGCUGCCACCCAGAUAUUCUACUCGCUGGGUGCAGGAUUUGGUGUACUCAUUGCAUUUGCUAGUUAUAACAAGUUCAACAACAACUGCUACAGGGAUGCACUCUUGACCAGCACUGUGAACUGCGUUACUAGUUUCUUCUCAGGGUUUGCCAUCUUCUCUGUGCUUGGAUACAUGGCUCACAAACAUGGAGUGAACAUAGAAGAUGUGGCGACAGAGGGGGCAGGUUUGGUGUUUAUCAUCUACCCUGAGGCAAUUUCUACGCUACCAGGCUCAACGUUUUGGGCGAUUGUGUUCUUCAUCAUGUUGCUGACUCUGGGAAUCGACAGCUCGAUGGGUGGUAUGGAGGCUGUCAUCACAGGUCUGACGGAUGACUUCAAGAUCCUCAAGAGAAACAGAAAGCUCUUCACCUUUGCCACAGCCUUUGGAACCUUCCUGUUUGCCUUGCUCUGCAUUACUAAUGGUGGGAUCUAUGUGCUGACCUUGUUAGAUAAGUAUGCAGCAGGCACUUCUAUACUCUUUGGUGUGUUGAUCGAGGCCAUUGGAGUGUCGUGGUUUUAUGGAGUGGACCGCUUCAGCGAAGAUAUUGAGCGAAUGAUGGGCUUUAAGCCAGGUCUCUACUGGAGGCUUUGCUGGAAAUUUGUAAGCCCAGCUUUUCUGCUGUUCGUGGUAAUAGCCAGCACUUUGACGUCGGGAGGCCUGAAGUACGAUGACUAUGUCUUCCCUAACUGGUCCAACGUAUUGGGCUGGGGUGUGGCCAUGUCCUCCAUGCUGUUUGUUCCCUUUUACGCUAUUUAUAAAUUCUUCAGCGUACCAGGAACGUUCAAAGAGAGAAUAGCCUACUGCAUCACUCCAGAGCAUGAACAUCAUCUGGUGGCUGAAGGAAAUAUACGGCAGUUCAAACUCAAGCACUGGUUGGCCAUCUGAUCACAAAUACCCAAAAUGCCGUCAGCCAUCCUCACAUCUGGUGUUUGGAGUUCCUGUGUGUCACCAGUGGUCAGACGGACAAGGAGGGCAACAGGGCCCCAACCUCUCUCAGCAGACACCCUCUUCUGCCUGUGCAUUUAAUACCCAAGGCCUUUGUUCUCAGCGGUGGCUUCGAGCACUUUGAUUUCAGCGUCAUGCCUGUUAACAUUGUGAAAUUUUCUACAGCUUCAACUCACAAGGGAGGGCACAGUUGACAAGUCAUUUGUCCACGGGCAUCAUUAUGGCUUUUAUUUGCAGUUUAAAUUCAUCAUGCAUUUUGUUAUGAUUUUAGAUAUUUUGCGGUGUUACUAUUAGCUGCGAAAGAAACAAAGGUAAAAAGUAAAACCCCCAAAGUUGGUUUUGUGUAUAGUGAUACGGGACAACCAAAAUACGUCAGUUAUUAACUAGCUUUUACCUCUGUGGCUAUUUAUGAUUGAGUUAUUGUUGGAAGAAAGUCUCUGUUCUUGCCAUUCUGUUGGCACAGUGGCUUAUCUGUGUCAGUGCCUUAUAAAGUGGGACACUCUUUCCUUUCUUACAGUCCGUACACAAAGGAAAAAAAAAAAAAACUGCAUUGACUCAGGAACCCAGUAACAUCAAACCAGUUUGUCGAUGGCACACAUCUCGUGGUAUUGACCCAGUCCUUUGACACUCAAGUCAACAGUCCAUCAAGAUCAAGCUCCUUAAUAAAGAAAAUAAAAGGCCAGACAUAAUGCUUUUUUUUUUUUUUUUUUAUUGCCACGUUUUUUCGUUACGGAAAUAAGGGAAUAAUGCAUGCAUCACUACAAAGCUUUAAAAGGAGAGCGUCAGGAUUCAUUGAACUCCACGCUUUGAAAAAGCCAGACUCACAACCAAGCCUCAAUCUCAUGGAAGGACUAAGGUGGUACCUGGUCAGUGCCUGGCUGCUCGCAUACAGUGCAGGGGGGUGGAAAACAUCACCAAAACAAAUGGCAGAACUGUUACAGAUAGUUUUGUAUUAUUGUUAUGUGACUUUUACUUUUACAUUUUAUUUGUGUGUGUUCAGUGCUUUUGAGGGAACACGUGUGGCUUUUCCUCCAAAGAAACAAAGAGAGAAAGGAGAGAGAGUGUGUAGAUGUGUGUAUUGGGAUUUUGUUGCCUCCAUACAGUACGCUACUAGCGUACAGUACGUGGAGGACUGACAGCUGUCAAAUGCCUCUGUCGCUGUACUGUAUAUUAACACUUAUGUUAAUUACAUGACAGCAGCUCUUACAUUUUCAUUUGAUACAUGAAUUGGGGCAUUCCUCAUUUGUCAUCCCUACAGAAGUGCCAAGUUGUUUCUUUCAGAGUGAUAUGAUUAUCUUCUUUUUUUUAUUAUUAUUUAUUGGAAUGAAGUUGAAUUUUAACCUUGAAUCAUAACACCCUUACCGAAAGGAAUAAAGCCACAAGGAAAAAAAAAGAAAACAAAUAUAUGUGGGAUAUAUAAGAAGAUAUAAAAAUAUAUAAAUAUAUUCUUUUGUUAUAUCUAAUCUUGUAUUUAUCAAAUUGUUUAUAGCAAAACGUGAAUGUAAAGUAUUUUAAACGUAACUGUCUAUAGUCCUGACAUGGUGUUUGAUGUAUAGCUAAGAUGAACUAUUUAGAGAAAAAAAAUAUAUAUAAAUAUAUAUAUAUAUAUUCUUCAGUGUAACCCUGGGCUUCUUUGUCACAUAUGAUUGUGAACAACAUGCCCUGGCUUUCCUGGACUAUGUUUACAGAAAUAUUGUGUACAAUACCAAUGUCCUGUUGAACGUGAGUGACAACUAUCUAUAAAGAAGUCUGAAGUAUUCACAAUAUGAUAAUAAAGAAUUUCUUCUACACCUA
Molecule: messenger RNA, 4323 nt
Organism: Mugil cephalus (flathead mullet)
Lineage: Eukaryota; Metazoa; Chordata; Actinopteri; Mugiliformes; Mugilidae
Gene: slc6a2
Product: solute carrier family 6 member 2
Exons: 15
Coding region: 592-2469 (625 amino acids)
Biological process (GO): dopamine uptake involved in synaptic transmission; sodium ion transmembrane transport
Cellular component (GO): presynaptic membrane; neuron projection; neuronal cell body membrane
Molecular function (GO): norepinephrine:sodium symporter activity; dopamine:sodium symporter activity
Source: RefSeq, a predicted model, not a curated record